This is a messenger RNA of Echinops telfairi (small Madagascar hedgehog), 1260 nucleotides long. It is a transcript of the gene ZC3HC1, whose product is annotated as zinc finger C3HC-type containing 1. The transcript has 10 exons. Gene Ontology annotation, cellular component: nucleus. Lineage: Eukaryota; Metazoa; Chordata; Mammalia; Afrosoricida; Tenrecidae. The coding region runs from base 1 to 1182 and encodes 393 amino acids. Gene Ontology annotation, molecular function: zinc ion binding. The record is from RefSeq and is a predicted model, not a curated record.
AUGGCGGCGCCCACGGAGGGGCCCGCGUUUGUCGCGGCGGUUGAGAAGAACUGGGGUGCAGUUGUCCGCUCCCCCGAAGGGACCCCCCAGAAAGUCCGGCAGCUGAUAGAUGAAGGGAUCGCCCCCGAAGAGGGCGGCGUGGACACGAAGGACACAUUGGUCACGGACCAGUCCGUUAAUGGAUCACCCCAAGCAGAACAGUCUUCGCUGGAAUCUACAAGCAGAGAAGCCUUCUUUAGCAGAGUGGAAACGUUCUCCUCUUUGAAGUGGGCAGGUAAGCCCCUGGAGCUGUCUCCCCUUGUUUGUGCAAAGUAUGGCUGGGUCACAGUGGAAUGUGACAUGCUCAAGUGCUCCAGCUGCCAGGCUUUUCUCUGCGCCAGCCUGCAACUAGCUUUCGACUUCAACCGAUAUAAGGAACGGUGUGCCGAGCUGAAGAAAGCCCUAUGUACUGCUCACGAGAAGUUCUGUUUCUGGCCAGAUAGCCCCUCACCAGAUCGGUUUGGGAUGCUGCCUUUGGACGAGCCUGAUGUUCUCCUCUGUGAGGUUGUGGAUCGUUUCCAGGGCCUCUGUCACCUGGACCUCCAGCUCCCUUCCCUGAGGCCAGAGGACUUGAAAACCAUGUGCUUCACAGAAGACAAGAUCAGUCUUCUCCUACAGCUGCUCGAAGAAGAGCUUGACCACCGAGCUGGUGAGAAGAAAAUGACAACCAAGCUGGGCUCCGACAUCCAGGUCCACGUCACUGCCUGCAUCCUCUCGGUGUGCGGCUGGGCCUGUAGGAUGAUGACCCGCAGCCAGGACGCCACCGUGCCCCUGGGCUCCGAGCAGGUUGAAAAGAGCCCAGGGCCCAUCGUCUCCCGGACUCGGAGCUGGGACUCAUCCAGUCCUGUGGACCGUCCUGAGCCAGAGGCCGCCAGCCCUACCCCCAGAAGCCGACCGGUGACUCGGAGCAUGGGAACAGGGGACACCCCUGGCAUAGAGGUGCCAUCUAGCCCGCUGCGGAGAGCCAAACGAGCCCGCCUCUGCUCAUCCAGCAGCUCGGACACAGCUUCAAGAAGCUUCUUUGACCCCACCUCUCAGCAUCGAGACUGGUGCCCGUGGCUUGUCUCCCUACAGAGUCUCUCUGAGAAGUCUCGGAAGGUAUUCCGAAUAUUCCGGCAAUGGGAAUCUCUAUGCUCAGCCUGAAGAUAAUCCAGCCUGCAAGCACGGGAAUGAGAGCGACUCCUUGCGAAAUAAAACAGGAAUUCCCUUUGGUCAGCUAAA